AAUUUUUUAUUCCAGGUGAGCCCCAAUUCCCCCUCACAGAGCCCUGCAGGGUCAUGGGAUGAAUUAAAGGGGAUUUUUUUAUUCCAGGUGAGCCCCAAUUCAGACCUUGCAGGGCUGUGUGUGACAGUGGUGAAUUUUUUACUCCAGAGUGCCGAUGGUUCCUGGGGAGUCUCCGGGGCAGAGCAGCCGAGCUGGUUUGUGGCUCCAGGAAUUCCAGAGGGACAGCAGGGGUGUGGUGGCACUGGGAGGGGACAGUGACACCAGUUCUUGAUGGCCCAGAGCCAGCCCUGGCAAAAACCAGCCUGGAGAAGCACCAGGAAAGUGACCAAACAGCGAUUUUUUCAUGUUUGGUCGGGUUUUUGGUUUGGUUUUUUGGUGGGUUGGUUUGUUUUGUGUGAGGUUUUGGUUUUUGUUUUGAUUUUUGGGGUUUUUUGGUGCUAUUUUUUUUGUUGGUUGGGGUUUUCUGUUCGUUUGUUUUUGGUGGGUUUUUUUGUUUGUUUGUUUCUUUGGGGUUUUUGGUGGUUUUUUUUUGCUUGGUUGGGGUUUUCUUUUUUGUUGGGUUUUGUUUGUUUGUUUUCGUUUUUUUUUUUUUUUUUGUUGGGGUUUUUUUGGGGAUUUUUUUGUGUUUUUCUCUUUUUUUUUGUUUGUUUGUUUGUUUGUUUGUUUUUAUUUUUUCCCAAAUCUAAGGCUGCAAAAUUCCCCUGAGAUGAAUCCAAAGGCACCGAGCUCCCAGGCUGCCACCCGUGGGAUCUGGAACCACGGAAUAUCCUGAGUGGGGAGGGAUCCCAGGGGCUGUGUCCCAACAAUCCCAUCCCUGGGGUGCUGUCCAUCCUCUCCUGGGGCUCUGUUCAGUUCCAGCCCCCCUGGGGAUGAACCUUUCCCAAAAUCCACCCCAGAUCUGCCCCCUGGGCUCUCCCAGCUGGAGCUGCCUGGCACGCACAGGGAUUUUCUGCCAGCUCCGGGCACAGAAUCAACCCCGGGUGCCAAAACCCUCCCCGGGGCUGGAGGGACGGACCGGGCUGGCUGCGGGUCCCGGCACUGCCCGAGAGCCCGGGGUUUGUCCCCGCAGGGGUUUGUCCCGCAGGGGUUUGUCCCCGCAGGGGUUUGUCCCGCAGCCCCUUGGUGCUCCCGGAGCGGGGCAGUGCCCGGGGAGUGCCCGGCUCCCUCUCCAUCCCCUCUGUGUCCGGGAGCCCAGCAAUGCCCGGCUCCGGUUCCAUAAUCCCCGGGAGUGCCCGGCUCCAUCCCCUUGGUGCUCCCGGAGCCCAGGAGUGCCCAGCUCCCUCUCCAUGCCCAGGGAGCGCCCGGCUCCCUCUCCAUCCCCUUGGUGCUCCCGGAGCUCAGGAAUGCGCGGCUCCUGCUCCAUCCCCAGGGAGUGCCCGGCUCCUGCUCCAUCCCCUCUGUGCCCCGGAGCCCAGGAAUGCGCGGCUCCGGUUCCAUAAUCCCCGGGAGUGCCCGGCUCCAUCCCCUCUGUGCUCCCGGAGCCCAGGAGUGCCCGGCUCCCUCUCCAUGCCCGGGGAGUGCCCGGUUCCUCCUCCAUCCCCUCUGUGCUCCCGGAGCCCAGGAAUGCCCGGCUCCGGUUCCAUAAUCCCCGGGGAGUGCCCCGUUCCUCCUCCAUCCCCUUUGUCCUCUCUCUCCCUCCCCUCUGUGCUCCCGGAGCUCAGGAAUGCGCGGCUCCUGCUCCAUCCCCAGGGAGUGCCCGGCUCCUGCUCCAUCCCCUCUGUGCUCCCGGAGCCCAGGAAUGCGCGGCUCCGGUUCCAUAAUCCCCGGGGAGUGCCCCGUUCCUCCUCCAUCCCCUUUGUCCUCUCUCUCCCUCCCCUCGGUGCUCCCGGAGCCCAGGGAGUGCCCGGCUCCGUUUCCAUCCCCGGGGAAUGCCCGGUUCCCUCUCCAUGCCCAGGGAGCGCCCGGCUCCAUCCCCUCGGUGCUCCCGGAGCCCAGGAGUGCCCAGCUCCCUCUCCAUGCCCAGGGAAUGCGCGGCUCCUGCUCCAUCCCCUCUGUGUCCCGGAGCCCAGGAAUGCCCGGCUCCCUCUCCAUGCCCAGGGAGUGCCCGGCUCCCUCUCCAUCCCCUCUGUGUCCGGGAGCCCAGGAAUGCCCGGCUCCGGUUCCAUAAUCCCCGGGAGUGCCCGGCUCCAUCCCCUCGGUGCUCCCGGAGCCCAGGGAGUGCCCAGCUCCCUCUCCAUGCCCGGGGAGCGCCCAGCUCCCUCUCCAUGCCCAGGGAAUGCCCGGCUCCUGCUCCAUCCCCUCUGUGCCCCGGAGCCCGGGGAGUGCCCGGCUCCGGUUCCAUAAUCCCCGGGAGUGCCCGGCUCCAUCCCCUCGGUGCUCCCGGAGCCCAGGAGUGCCCAGCUCCCUCUCCAUGCCUGGGGAGUGCCCGGUUCCUCCUCCAUCCCCUCUGUGCCCCGGAGCCCAGGAAUACGCGGCUCCUGCUCCAUUCCCAGGGAAUGCCCGGCUCCUGCUCCAUCCCCUCUGUGCUCCCGGAGCCCAGGAAUGCCCGGCUCCGGUUCCAUAAUCCCCGGGAGUGCCCGGCUCCAUCCCCUUGGUGCUCCCGGAGCUCAGGAAUGCGCGGCUCCUGCUCCAUCCCCAGGGAGUGCCCGGCUCCCUCUCCAUCCCCUCUGUGCUCCCGGAGCCCAGGAAUGCCCGGCUCCGGUUCCAUAAUCCCCGGGGAGUGCCCCGUUCCUCCUCCAUCCCCUUUGUCCUCUCUCUCCCUCCCCUCUGUGCUCCCGGAGCCCAGGGAGUGCCCGGCUCCGUUUCCAUCCCCGGGGAAUGCCCGGUUCCCUCUCCAUGCCCAGGGAGCGCCCGGCUCCAUCCCCUCGGUGCUCCCGGAGCCCAGGAGUGCCCAGCUCCCUCUCCAUGCCCAGGGAAUGCCCGGCUCCUGCUCCAUCCCCUCUGUGUCCCGGAGCCCAGGAAUGCCCGGCUCCCUCUCCAUGCCCAGGGAGUGCCCGGCUCCCUCUCCAUCCCCUCUGUGCUCCCGGAGCCCAGCAAUGCCCGGCUCCGGUUCCAUAAUCCCCGGGAGUGCCCGGCUCCAUCCCCUCGGUGCUCCCGGAGCCCAGGAGUGCCCAGCUCUCUCUCCAUGCCCGGGGAGUGCCCAGCU
Molecule: messenger RNA, 3085 nt
Organism: Haemorhous mexicanus (house finch)
Lineage: Eukaryota; Metazoa; Chordata; Aves; Passeriformes; Fringillidae
Product: formin-2-like
Exons: 2
Coding region: 1198-2283 (361 amino acids)
Source: RefSeq, a predicted model, not a curated record